GCAUGUACUCCUAAGCUAAAUUUGACUGUUUGCAUGGAUGACAGGCUACUUUCAAUAUCACUUUAAUGUAAAGCAGGUUUUAAAAUGAUGUUCUUAUGUGAACAGUAUAAAAAUGAAAAGCUCAUUAGUGUAAGUGCUUCUCCAAUACCAUAUGUAAAUUUAUUUCAAUGUCAGAAGGCUCAGUUUGAAAACAUGUUCACAAACUCUCACAUUUGUCUCCACAUCACUGACUCUACAUCCAGGGGACCAUGGAGAAUGUAUCAGCAGUGACGUCCUUCAUUUUGACAGCAUACACUGAACUGGAAGAUCACAGAUAUUUAUACUUCAUAUGUUUCCUUGUUUUAUACAUUAUGAUUAUAGUGGCCAAUUCAGUACUAAUAACAGUAAUAUACAUUGAGAGAGGUCUGCAUGAACCCAUGUAUUUGUUUAUAUGUAGCUUAGCAGUGAAUGGAGUAUUUGGGAGCACAUCUUUAUUACCAUCUAUGCUUGUCUUUUUGUUGUCUUAUAAUUAUGAAAUAUCUCUGACUCAUUGUUUGUUACAGAUAUAUUGUUUAUAUUCAUAUGCUUUUGUUGAAUUUACUAUUUUAGCAGCGAUGAGCUAUGACCGGUAUGUUGCUAUUUGUCACCCGUUACACUAUCACCUCCUCAUGUCUCCUAAGAAGCUAUAUGCAGCUAUUACAUUAUCCUGGGCGAUUCCCUUAAUUUACUUUGUCCUUUUUUUCAUAAUGACUUUUCAGCUGACAUUUUGUGGCAAGAUUAUUGAAAAAGUGUAUUGUGCCAAUUUUCCUUUAGUUAAACUGUCUUGUGUUGAUACGAAUGUUCAGUAUAUUGUUGGACUGGCAUUAACUUUUAUUUCACCUCUUUCUCAGAUCCUCAUGAUACUGUUUUCCUAUGGACAAAUAAUCAGAAUCUGCCUGUUUGCUUCUAAGGAAUCUCAGGCCAAAGCUAUUCGAACAUGCACCCCACACUUACUAACUGUGAUUAACUUUUCUGUGGGAGUCUUUUUUGAGGCCAUCCAGAGUCGUUUCAACAUGAGUCAUGUCCCUUAUAAAGCUCGCAUAUUCCUGUCCCUACACAUGGGCAUAUUUCCCCCAUUGUUAAAUCCUGUCAUUUAUGGAAUUAGCAAUCAAGCCAUUAAAAAUCAGAUUUUCAAAUUGUUUAAUAGCAAAAAGGACAGUGAACCCCACUCAAGAUGAUGAGGAAUUUAGUUUCUCUUAUUUAUAUUUUGUUCGUAAGGCUGUACCCUGUAUCAUUUGGGUCGCCAGAUGCCAGAUUUUGGGCCGGAGUGUCCAGUUUUCUAAUUAUUUUUACAGGUUCGAUUUGUAGUCUCAACUGGACAAUAUAAAUACCCAGUCGGACUAAUAACUGAAUAAAUGAAACUUGACUGCCAGUAUGUAACCAGUUUCAUCAAUGUCCACUGUUACAAUUUUUUUCCACACUCACCACAACCCCUGUAGUAAGGGAUACCUAAGUGCCAAUCACCCC
Molecule: messenger RNA, 1485 nt
Organism: Anguilla rostrata (American eel)
Lineage: Eukaryota; Metazoa; Chordata; Actinopteri; Anguilliformes; Anguillidae
Product: olfactory receptor 10J5-like
Exons: 1
Coding region: 249-1196 (315 amino acids)
Biological process (GO): G protein-coupled receptor signaling pathway; detection of chemical stimulus involved in sensory perception of smell
Cellular component (GO): membrane
Molecular function (GO): G protein-coupled receptor activity; olfactory receptor activity; odorant binding
Source: RefSeq, a predicted model, not a curated record